AUGCCUAGAUUGAGGUCGCCGAAGCGCGGAUGGUCGUUCAGCGAGGAUGUGAGUGGCAAUGAAUUGGAGGCUGAGCGCGAGCGAGACGGAUCAGAUGGGCCCGCCGACUUGCUCAAAGGCAGCUUGAAGAAAGGUCAGCAAGAUGAGGAGCAUGCUGUACGCGUAGUUGGCGCACCAGUGCCAGUACAACGCUUCAUCUCCCAGAUGGCUGAUGAGGCAAAGCUGCCGGAGCCGUGGGUCGUCACGCGUGACGAGCAACAGCGGGUGUGCUUCCACAACAAGGCGACGAGGCAGACCAAAUGGCACCAUCCUCUGGAACCUGUCUUCAAGGAGCUGGCGGCCGUUUGCUUGGAGGUGCUGUCCAUGUCGGCAAAGGAUCGCUAUGACCAUCUUCACCGUCUCCACACUGAAGGCACCAGAAGGGCAGAGGAGGAAAUGGGCCAGUGGAAUGAGGUCACAGUGGAGGAGGACUCGGAAAAGCGGAUGUACUACUACAACACCGGCACCAAGGAGUCUUCUCGCUAUCAUCCCGAGUCCACGGUUCUGCCCGCUCAUUCCUGCAGACUUGCAGGGCUGGCAUUGCUAGCUCGCGAAGGAUAUUUGGAAGAGCUUCAGGCCUCAGAAAGUCCUUCGAGAAGUCGUGGACGAGGUAGCCCCUCAGGGAGACAAGGCAAGUCGGGGCCUGCCUUUCGCUCCCGAGCUGCUGCCGCCAUUGAAAGGCUCAUCAUGGACAGCGAGCACGAAGCCUUGGAGGAUGUCCCGCAGGUCUCGUCCAGAGGGCCAUCCGGCCUGGCAGAGGCGUCGCGAGACGCCACUCUGAGCCGCAGUCCAGGUCUUCCUAUUCACCGGUGGAUGCGCCCGGAGCAAUAUGCCCGACAUCUGGGAUUGCGCUUUGAGGACACCAGCGAUUCCCGGAUCCUGGAGCUGUUGACCCCAGUUUUCAUGCAGGAGCUUCCAUGGCCGUGGGUGGUCGAGACCGCAGGCAAGCAGGUUUACUUCUGCCGCCGUUCCUCCUCACUUGUCACCAGCUGGGAGCAUCCCAUGCAGAGCAUUCACCGGCGAAUGAUGGGAGUGCUGCAGGAGGCCAGACCAAGUCUUCAGGGCCCAAAGCUGAGGAUGGGAUUGAGAAAGCUGAUGGAGUUGGAGCUUGAUGGCCUCGUACCGUCAGGUCUGGAGAAUCUUCGGGCUUGCCAAGGAGACGAUCCCCGAAUGGAGGCAACAUCCAUUCUUGCCUUGGCCCUCAUUGGCUGCAACAAGAUCUUGCGGCAGCUGGGCGAGGAAGCGGUUGAUGACGCAACUUUGUGGCAACAGGCUGCUGGAGCAGCAGAUCGCGGCCAGCCGAGCCUACAGCUUGGAAGGAUGCCCAUGGAUCGUCUUGAGGAUGCCUCCAGUUGCGCCAAAUCCACGUCUCCUGGAAACCAAAGCACCUGGAGUGGCCUAGCAAGGCGCCACGAUGAUUUUAUCAACAUGGCGACAGAAGCUGAUUUGGCACAGUGCCGGCUGACGGGCGAUGUACGGAAUCAAGGAGAUCAAGGAAGCCAACGGGAUCUCGGCGGUCAGGAAGGUCAAAGACAACAUAGAGAGCAAUCCGAUCCCGGAGUUCAAAGAAGUCACAGAGAUCAAGGAGAUCAAGGAAGCCAACGGGAUUCUGGUGGUGAAGAAGGUCAAAGACAGCAUAGAGAGCAAUCCGAUCCCGGAGUUCAAAGAAGUCACAGAGAUCAAGGAGAUCAAGGAAGCCAACGGGAUCCCGGCGGUCUAGAAGGUCAAAGACAACAUAGAGAGCAAUCUGAUCCCGGAGUUCAAAGAAGUCACAGAGAUCAAGGAGAUCAAGGAAGCCAACGUGAUCGCGGCGGUCAAGGAGAUCAAAGUCAGCAUAGAGAGCAAUCCGAUCCCGGAGUUCAAAGAAGUCACAGAGAUCAAGGAGAUCAAGGAAGCCAACGGGAUCGCGGCGGUCAAGGAGAUCAAAGUCAGCAUAGAGAGCAAUCCGAUCCCGGAGUUCAAAGCAGCUAUAGAGAUCAAGGAGAUCAAGGAAGCCAACGUGAUCGCGGCGGUCAAGGAGAUCAAAGUCAGCAUAGAGAGCAAUCUGAUCCCGGAGUUCAAAGAAGUCACAGAGAUCAAGGAGAUCAAGGAAGCCAACGGGAUCGCGGCGGUCAAGGAGAUCAAAGUCAGCAUAGAGAGCAAUCCGAUCCCGGAGUUCAAAGAAGUCACAGAGAUCAAGAAGAUCAAGGAAGCCAACGGGAUCGCGGCGGUCAAGGAGAUCAAAGUCAGCAUAGAGAGCAAUCCGAUCCCGGAGUUCAAAUCAGUCACAGAGAGCAAGGAGAUCAAGGAAGCCAACGGGAUCGCGGCGGUCAAGGAGAUCAAAGUCAGCAUAGAGAGCAAUGCGAUCCCGGAGUUCAAAGAAGUCACAGAGAUCAAGGAGAUCAAGGAAGCCAACGGGAUCGCGGCGGUCAAGGAGAUCAAAGUCAGCAUAGAGAGCAAUCUGAUCCCGGAGUUCAAAGAAGUCAUAGAGAUCAAGAAGAUCAAGGAGGCCACCCAGGUCUCCCAACAAGCGGAAGUCAUAGAGGAGAUCAAGCAGGCCCAGGAGGUCAGGUAGAUCAAACAAACCAUAGAAAUGAAGACGACAGAACCCCACUGGAUCAAGCUCUAGAAGAGCAAGGGUUGAACGUGGAUCCCAAGCAUCAAGGCUGCCAGCCGCUGCUUCCAGGUGAUUUGGAUGGCAAGCCAAAGGCAACCGCUGCGACUCUCAGUGGUGUCCCCGCGGUGAGCUCGCUUGCGCAUCCUAGCGCACUGCACAAUCCUGCAGUGGAAAGCAAGCUGCAAGAGAUAUGCGUUCUGCUGCGGGCUAUGCAAACACAGCAGGAGCGCAAGACUCAGCUUGCAACAGAUCCAGUUGUCAGUCAAGAGGUGCAGACCAUGCUGGAGGGAUCUUCCUCUCCGUCCAGAAACCCAAGUUGUGCUUCCGCUGACGGGCGCGUGCAAAUGGUGGGCGAGCACAAGGAGCAGGCCCAGGAAGCUUGCGACGGUCCUCGCGAUGGGCUCGAGGUGCGUCAGGAAACGCCUGGCGGCGAUGCUCCGCAAGCCAGCCAUGCGGAUCUUCGAAGCGCACAGUCAGAAGACCGAGCAGUGACGACGGUGCGGAAUCCAAAGAGCCAGGUUCUCGAAAGUUGCCAGGCCGGCACUCGGAUUGAGAGGUUCGCGCAAGGAGCGCUUGCAUCCCUUCCUGGCGCUCAGCCCGCGAAGCCCCGAAUCCAGGCGCGCAGUGCCCAGGGCGAGUGGUUCUCGGUCUCUGCGCCGAUCCGUGCUCCGCCUGUGGCACCUCCGGUGCCGCCUGUGGCACCUCCGGUGCCGCCUGUGCCAUCUCCGGCGCCGGCUCUGGCACGACUGGAGUCGUCUCCGACACCGGACACCGAGGCCAACUCGCGCUGGUGCGUGGCCGGAGGCGCCUUUGGCACCUCCUUGGGCUUGCCUGGUGCACUGCAGGAGCCGGGGGGGCCGCAGCAGCGGCCCGCGCUCGCCUUCCGGCGCCUGGAGUUGACGCAGCCGGCCCAGCCCCGCGAGCCCAUCUCCGAGCCCCCCCCGCGAGACCAGCCGGAGCCGGAGGUGGCGUGCAUGUGUACGCCCCCCCAGAGACGACGGGAGGUCCCGGACUUGCGCGGGGAGUUGGGGUUUCGGAAGAUUCCAGAGCCAGAGCCAGCCUCCGCCCCCGAGAAGCCGCAGGUUGAUGAAGAACUCCGAAGCCUGAAGGAUACCAUGAGGCAUCAGCAGAAGCUGAUCCAGGAGGCUUUCAGUCCUGAGAUUUUGCGGGAAAAGGUAAAAGAUGCACUUCCCGAGAAAUUUGCCAAAACUGAGCAGGCUGCUGUGCAAACUGAGCAGGCUUUCAGUCCUGAGAUUUUGCCGGAAAAGGUAAAAGAUGCACUUCCCGAUCAAUUUGCCAAAAUUGAGCAGGCUGCUGUGCAAACUGAGCAGGCUUUCAGUCCUGAGAUUUUGCGGGAAAAGGCCAAAACUGAGCAGGCUGCUGUGCAAACUGAGCUUGCGCCGAGCCCGGAGAUCUUCCCGGAGCCGGGGAUCGUUCCCGACGACCCGCGCGAGGGCGAGGGCCAGCGAGACAUCGACGCGGCGGACGUUGGCGAGGUGGGCGUCGACGCGCCCAACACCGGCGAGGUGCCUGCUGAUACAUUGAGGUUUGACAGUCAGAUGCUCUGCGAGCAGGUGACCGAGAGCUUGCGCCAACACUUGCAGAGCAGCGCGCAGGCAAAUGAUGCAGCGCAGGCUGCCAGAGAUGAGGAGGUUCGUCGUGCGUUGGCAAGUGAGCUUGCGAAGAUCAAGGAGUCGGAGGAGGAGGCUCGCGCAGCGGCCAUGACCGCUGAACUGCGGGUGCAGAAGCAGAUGUCAGAGACUCUCAACAUGCUGUCACAGAGCGAGCAGAUGAUGGCAGCAAGAGCUGAAGAGAUGUCUCAAACCAUGGAGAUGCUGCGGGAACGCGUGGACACUGCGGCGAAAAGAGCCAACGAGGAGGAGGUCAUCGCCAAGAGAGCGCAUGAGGAAUCCCAGAUUGCAGAUAGGCUUCGGCGAGAAGACUCUGCUGCAGCAGCGCGAGAGGUUCAGCGCCGAGAUUUGGAGGCCAAGAGGCUUGAGCAGGAACUCAGGCAGCAGCGCGAGGAUUUGAUCAGCGCAGAGAGGGAGAUGAGGCUGCAAUUGGAGCUAAAGGCGGAGCAGCGAGAGUUGCACUGGAAGGCUGAGCAUCGAGAGCUCGAGCUGAAAGCUGAAGUCAAGGAGAUGAGGUUGAAAGCUGAUUGGCAGGCCUUGCAGCAGCUUGAAGACUCUGAGCUGCUUCGACCUACUUCAGAUCGAACAGCGUCUGAUCGCGUGACCUCGGGGCGCCGGCCACCGAGCAUGACGGAGGACAGCUCGCGCAGCAUUCCUCGAUCGCACUCCCGUGUUCAGGAGGCCUUGUCCUUCGCAGCGGCAGAGGAGCGCCAGCCUGCUCGCGGCGCGAGCCAUGGUUUGAAGAGCCCUUCGAAGGGCAGUUUCGACGCGCGGCUGGCAAAGCAAGUGGCCACGGAUCUGACGCAAAGUGGCCAGGACAGGCCGUCUAUGUCAAGACAGCGGCCCUCCUCAGCAAGAAGUCAGACGUCCAGCCACAGCUUGAGAUCGCAGCAGCGGGAGGCGCCGCAAGGAGCACAGCCUCGAAGGGUUCCGCAGAGGCCCCGCAGCGCUGGUGCCCUGAGACCAAAGCUGGAGGUCCAAGGACCUGUGACGUACAGGAACGUAGCAGAGCACUUUUCCAAAUGGUACUCUGAAUAUGCCAAUUUCCUGGUUGAGAUGGACCGCUGUAGCAGCCAGUAUGACAAAGGUCAAGGGCGACUUGUUCGCGGCUAUCGAGGCUAGCGAGCUCUUGGCACCUGUGACGCUGGAAGCUUCUCAGCUCCGUGACUGUUUAAGAUGGCCGGGCUGUUUCGCAAUGCUCACAAC
This is a messenger RNA of Effrenium voratum, 5472 nucleotides long. NCBI's taxonomy places the organism in Eukaryota, Dinophyceae, Suessiales, Symbiodiniaceae. The record is from the annotation of a GenBank genome assembly.